Messenger RNA from Notechis scutatus (mainland tiger snake), 504 nucleotides. Lineage: Eukaryota; Metazoa; Chordata; Lepidosauria; Squamata; Elapidae. The record is from RefSeq and is a predicted model, not a curated record.
GAACACUUCCCCCCCCCCUCACGCUCGGGAGUUCGAUCCUUAUGCGCGUGUUUCACGCGUGAACUUAAAAGCUGCAACCAAUGAGCCUGGAUGGAAUCGAAAAAGGACACCUUUGAGUGUGAGCUGUGUGGAUUAACAGCCCCCUACAGCUACUAUGGACAUAAACCUCCCAAUGCCUACUCAGUCACCCUCCUGGAAGACUGUUACGUUAUGAAGGACCCGUUCAGCCCAGACAAGGACAGAUUCCUUAUCCUCGGAGCGCAGUGUAGUGUGUGUCACAAACGGGUGUGUGUUGGUCCGCAUCCCCAAGGUCGUGGGGUCAAAGUUCAACUGCUUGCCAGCUGGCAUGGAUUCAUGACCAUCAGAGGUGAUAUUCAGCAGGUUCUGACCAGUUCUGGAGAACCAAUAGCGGAAAUUUUGAGUGGUUUGGAGGACCGGCAAAUCCCACCUCUGACUGGCCCAACCCCCAUCCGACAACGUCUUAAUUCACACCUUCAGUUGUAG